AUGCCGGAUCUAGUGUCAUCGAUUAUGAAGGAAUUCGGUCCGUGGCAGCUCAGAGCUGUACCGCUGAUAUACAUGUGCAAAAUACCUGCAGCAUGGUUUAUGGCGAUUUUGAUCUACACAACUCCUGAUCCCAAAAACGGUGAGAUCUACUGCAAGCCACCCCCGUCAGUGAGUGCUCAUUUCAACGAGACCAAGUGGAUUAUGGCUUCCCAUCCGAUCAAGGACGUGGUUAAUAGCACCGAGUUCACCAUCGACUAUUGCUACGUGUUUGAAGAUAACUUAGAGUUCUACAAUGAUCCAAAUCGCACCUCGUGGAUUCAGCCCAGCAACAUUACCCGGACGAAAGGUUGCACAGUAUUUGAACAUCAUGCGGAUUACAAUUCUAUCAUAACGCAGUUUGAUUUGGUGUGCUCCAGGUCCCUGCUAACACCAACUACACAAGCAGCUCAUGUGUUUGGUGUUCUUCUAGGGGGAAUUAUCGCAGCCCAGUUGAUGAGGACGAUCAGCCCCAGAAACCUGAUGCUGUUGGGAAUGUACACCCAGGUCAUGUGCGGUUGCAUUACCGGCUACAUAAUAAUAUACGAAAUGCACAUCCUGCUCCGACUAUUGGUUGCAAUGUGCUGCGCAUUUACGUACACGGCAGGAAGUGUAAUAUUAAACGAUAUCACUGAAGGAAAGUACAAAACCGCCACCAUAUGCCUGCACGAACAGUUUUGGUCGAUUGGGGUGAUAAUAAUGCCUGGGUUGGCAAUUUUUACCAACAGCUGGACCUCGUUGUACGCCGCUAUCUCAAUACCGCCCUUCUUGCUGAUAAUUAUACACAGAUGGAUUCCGGAUUCUCCGCGGUGGCUUCUCAAACAGGGCAGAACGCAGGAAGCCAAAGUAUACCUGUUAGAAGCGGCAAAAUAUAACAACACCAGAAACUGCAUUCCGAUUUACUUCGACGAACAACUGAAGUCAAUUUCUGAGGCAGCUGCUGUACAGCCAGAACCGGACCUGUGGUGGACAAUUUGGAAGGAAAGAUCAGCUUUCAAUAAUCUCGUUCGGUUGCAUCUGGCCUGGGGACUCUUCUGUACCGCGUACUACGGAAUGCUGUUGAAUGUUUCCUCUUACGGGAGGGAUAAACUAAACAUUCACAUGGUAGUUGUAGGAGUUUCAGAACUGAUCGGAACAUUCAUUGGGCUAUAUCUAAUUAUGACUUCGAAACAAAAAUGGCUUUGGUGUGGGGUGUUCAACAUAGUUGCCGGUUUGAUUGCAUUCAAUACGUGGAUUAUUCCACCCGAAGUUCCCUUCAUCAACCGAGACGCUCUAGUAAUGCUAACGGCAAUGAUCUCGAAAGCCAGUGUCUCCUGUUGUUUGGCAAUGUUGGUCACGUGCACCGGGGAAUUGGUGAGUGCGAACAAAAAAGCUGGAGCGGUUUAUUCCUGCACCAAUUGGGGAAGGUUCUGCUUCAUGGUAACGCCAUAUAUAGUGUCCACAGUCAAAUUUGGGCAAUUUGUUCCUUUGACGGCAUUUGCAUCUUUGGCCAUAAUCGGUGGGAUGAUCCUGACAGGUAUUGUGAAUGAGACGGUCUAGCUUAAGAAUGAAAUCAAGUUUAGUUUAAUAAAUACAAAUGC
Messenger RNA from Armigeres subalbatus, 1616 nucleotides. Its product is annotated as organic cation transporter protein-like. Gene Ontology annotation, biological process: transmembrane transport. The record is from RefSeq and is a predicted model, not a curated record. Lineage: Eukaryota; Metazoa; Arthropoda; Insecta; Diptera; Culicidae. The transcript is spliced from 10 exons. Gene Ontology annotation, molecular function: transmembrane transporter activity. Bases 1 to 1575 code for a protein of 524 amino acids.